Molecule: messenger RNA, 3437 nt
Organism: Gadus morhua (Atlantic cod)
Lineage: Eukaryota; Metazoa; Chordata; Actinopteri; Gadiformes; Gadidae
Product: RNA-binding protein 4B
Exons: 4
Coding region: 278-1360 (360 amino acids)
Molecular function (GO): RNA binding
Source: RefSeq, a predicted model, not a curated record
UGCGUGCGUGCGUGUGUGUGUGUUCCUUCCUCGUUCGUCGUCCAUAGGGGCUUCUUCGGGUCCUGUUAAACUGAUGAUCCCCACUCCAGCCCCCGAAAUUACGAAUCCACGCCAAUAUUCCGAAAAGGAACGCCCGCCGAUAGGGGGCGGUAAUACCCCGAUAAGUUAAUGAUUGAACGCCAAUAAAAAAGAAGAAGAAGAAGAGGGUUCUGACAGUCAAAGGUUGAACGCCAUUCAUUGAGGCUACCGGUUCCCGGUUAAAAGAUCCAAAAGUAGAAUGGUGAAGAUAUUCGUGGGGAACCUCCCGCGGGAGGCGGACCAGGAGGAGAUCGAGGCCCUCUUCAAAGAGCAUGGCACCGUCACCGAGUGCUCCAUUAUCAAGAACUUCGCCUUUGUCCACAUGGAUGACCGCAAGGCGGCCGUCAAGGCCAUCAAGACCCUGCAUCUGCACAAGCUCCACGGCUCCCAGAUCAACGUGGAGGCGAGCCACGGAAAGAACCAGGGUGCCGUGAAGCUGCACGUGGCCAACGUGGACAAGGGUGAUGACGGGGAGCUCCGCACGCUGUUCGAGGAGUACGGCAGUGUGUCGGAGUGUGCCGUCGUCAAGAACUUUGCGUUCGUUCACAUGUGCAACUCGGAGGAGGCCAUGGAUGCCAUUAAGGGUCUGGACAACACAGAGUUUCAAGGUAAACGUAUACACGUGCAGAUCUCCAAGAGCCGGCCAAGGCACGAGGAACAGGACGACUACCCGCCCCCACCCCAGGAGGGAGGCUACUGGCCGCCACACGGGUAUCCGGGCGACCGACACGAGCCCCCCCCACCGCCGCCCAACUACAUGAGGGGCCCACCCCAUCACCACCACCACCAUCACCAACCCCCCCACCACCACAUGCCCCCCGGCUACCCCACGCCCCCUCCCCCGCCCCCUCCCCCCCGGCGUGCGGUGUACGCCGAGCGGCCCUAUGAGCGCGAGCGCGAGGCCUACGGCGUGGUCGACUACUACGAGAAGUACCGCGCCCGCCCCUACGGCAUGCCGGCCGCCUACGACGACCGCCGCCCCGGCCCCGUGCCCCCUCCUCCCCCCUCGAUCGCCGUCCGUGAGCGCAUCCUCACGGCGCCGCUCGACCCGUACGAUCGCCGCGCCCUGCCCCCGCCACCGUCCUCGUACUACCCCCGAGAGCGCAGCCCCCUCCGCCGGGCGCCGCCCCUCCCCAUGCCCCCCGCCGGUAACGGCUACGGCUACGAGCGCUCCCGCCUCUCCCCCUCUAGGCAGCCGCCGCCGUACGGGGUGGUGCACCGCCCCCGGGACCCCUAUGCUGAGCGGUUGCCUCCGCCACCGCCGGCACGCUACGCUUAUUAGCUCCUCCGCCCCCACGCCCCCUCCUCCCAGCGUGCACGUCAAGGAUCGUUCCGCUCGCCAGAUGCUCUCGGCGCUCUUCGUUUCCCCGGCGACGGUGGAGCGCGUUUCGUUCCCCGCUCUCAGGAGGAACCGUCGUCCUCGUCUCCUUUAUGGAUUAUAUUUCAUUUGUAAUUUUAAUUAUAACAUUCUGGAGCAGAUCUCAUAUUUUUAAUCUCGAUUCUAUCUUUGUCACUGUGCUGUAGUCGUUUUAACAGUCUAUGGCUAUAGGUCGUUUUUUAUUUUGUAAUUUUGUAAAAAUUACGUUAAUUAGUGUUCUACUAUUGUGUGUGUGCCAUGGGAAGCUUUUUUAAAAGCGUCACUUGUUUUGGAGGUUCUAUUUGGUAUCGAACGUACGCACUGGGUCCAUCUGCUGGGCCAUCCCGUUCCAACGGCGUAUAACAGCUUGGUAAACUUCUGCUGUGACUUAAAUAUCACAUCGUCUGUAAAGAAAGAAUACCGAAAUGCGAUUUUUAAAGAAAAAUGUCGCCUCCUUUGUUGGAAAUGGUUUUCAAUAAAGGCCUCAUACCGUGAUCCCGAUGUUCUUGAUACUUCAGUCGCACGUUUCUUUAUAAUAUAUUCGUCGACUAACGUCGCUCCCUGCAUAAAAUGUCUGAUCGCCAUUAAACCCUGUAUACCGACCAACUGUCCCAUUAAAGGGUCCCGCUCCCACCACCAGGUAUGACGUUGGUCAGCCACUUCAGGGCGAAAUGUACCCUAGUGAGUGACGUCACACGUGGGCGUGUCCACGGUCAGAUUGUUUGGUGGGUAGGUCAGCAUAACCAGUUAGUAUGGCCCACUGGGUGUUGCUGAUCCAUCCCUCAUACGUCUGGGUGGUUGGUCUCAUGUGUGACGUCACACUGGGGUUGAUUUAAAGGGGGGGGGAGGGCUUUUAAACGUCAUACUUGCUGGUAGAAUGGGACCCCUUUUUUGCCGGCAGUGAGAAGCCUCGAUCACAACCGGCUAACCGCCAACCUCGUUUCCACGUAGCCUAUUCGUCAUCCUCCCCAUCACUCUCAAGUGGGCUUGGAACCGAUCCUAGUCCGGCUGUACUCCAGCUCUUAGGUCCUCCUAGUGUUUUAAUUUAUACCGCGUUCAUGUGGGGCACGGUGGUGGAGCUCUUUCUUUUAACCCCAGGUGAGUACAUGCAAGAACCCCAGGAUACAGGUAAUGAGAGUGCUGAAGGUUUUCACAGUGACUUGUUUUAAAGGAGAACCAGACACCAACACUGCACAUGUUAUGCGUUCCAGAUGACUCCGUCUAGAAGGUAAUGGCUUGCUGUUGCAUGCAUUGUCGCUCAUUGGCUGCGUUGGUUACCUGCUGAGUAAGCAUUGAUGCGACACAGCUCUCUUUAGGACUUUUAGGAAACUACACUUUAGGAAACGGAACGGGGGAACCUAAGAAGGGAAAAAUAACUAAUUUUCCAGGUGGUGACCAGGUGUUUGGUUCUCUUUUUAAAUGCGUUUGAUAAAUAGUGGAUGUAGAACCUGCAGCCUAUAGCCUUUCACUGGCACAAUCACUAACCGUUUCCUGCUCAUUUUUUAACGCACUAUUUUGAAUUGGAUUUAAAUUGACAAUUUAUUUUGAACAUUUUGUUCAAAAGAGUUUAUUAACCCAGUGAAAUGCUCCCAGUGGCAUUCUUCAUGAAACUACAUAUUGAGCUCAGGCUAGUCUCAAGUUAAAGCUUUAUUUUCAAUCCUCUCAAUGUCACCCCUGAAAAUGAUCACUAAGAUGGAUAGAAAUUGUAUGGAUUGACUUGCCAAUCCUAGAUAUUGGUGUCAGGUAUUUACAUUGAUCAUAUUCGCUGAUGCAUAUUCCAUAUUUUAGCCUGGUCUCACACCAAUGCAGAUGGUAAGCUGGUGAAAAGAUGGGCAAUAUGAAAACGGCGUGUCUAAAUUUGUCUAACCUCUGAACCAUUAGCAGGACAGUACUUACAAGAAGGCCUACUCAUUUUGUAGAUCUUCAAGAACCUGCAAUGUUUCUUCUCAAUUGCGUCAACAUUUUGUAAAAUGAACUGCCAAUAAAACAAGUUUUUCUUUUA